Messenger RNA from Paramacrobiotus metropolitanus, 4238 nucleotides. RefSeq lists its product as uncharacterized. The record is from RefSeq and is a predicted model, not a curated record. The coding region runs from base 66 to 3992 and encodes 1308 amino acids. Lineage: Eukaryota; Metazoa; Tardigrada; Eutardigrada; Parachela; Macrobiotidae. The transcript has 20 exons. Gene Ontology annotation, cellular component: membrane.
UGUGAGCUGUAUACUGCAAGGGUACAUAACUUAUAAAUAUACAUAUACGUGAUAUUUAAUUAAAAAUGGAAAAGAUGGAUUGUAAAAUGAAAGUAAUGGCACCGGAAAAUGAUUGGCGCAAUAGGGUGAAGACUCGAUUGCACGUGAAUCCCAAAUUAAUCCUUUUAAAACUAUUGGUAUUCCUGAUGAAUGGAGCCAACAACGCUCUGUACCCAUACUUCACUCUUCACAUGCUCGCGAUCGGGUUAACAUUAACCGAGAGCGGGAUAAUUUUUGUCCUAAUACCAAUUGUCGGCUGCAUUGGAUCUCCCACUGCUGGGUUUCUGGCGGAUAAACUGGGCGACUAUAAAAAAGUGGUUAUAGCGCUGAUAUUCUUCAGUAUUAUUAGUCAUGCGUUAUUAGGAUUCGCUGUACCCAGAUAUUCUUCAGCAAUUACGGCGCGGCGUUUAACGCUUAAUGCUUCCGAAGCCAGUAUUGAAUUAUCUUGCUCCGGGAUUUUUCUGAGGAUCCCCCAAAACGCGGAAGAAAACCCGCAUCCAGAAAGUUAUGCCUCUUUAAAUAUCACUAAAAUUCCUUUGAAUAACUGCAUUCAUCCAGUUGUUGGGACAAGGUUUUGUUUCCGGUCAGAUAUAUCGGAACACUGCAUCGCACCAAAAAUGCUUUCGUCAUUUUUUCUGACUAUAGAACGUCAAAACUUUACAAAGACAACACUUUCUUUGACUGACAAGAUGUUCCGCAUCCAUGUAAAAAAUUUCUCAAUGGUGUCUGCAGGUUUGAUAAAUAUAAAUAGUUUCCGUUGCGAGAAACCAUUGAAUACUUCCUCUGUAUGCCCCAUAACAAAUCAUCUGAAUUUAAGUGAAAACGUUCUACUUACGUCUGGAAAUCAUUUGUUGACCUUUGUGCUGUACAUCGUAUUUCGUGUCAUUGGGGCAACCUGUGUAUCGUCCACAAUGCAGUUGCUCGAUGCAUCAACACUGCUUAUGGCGAAGCAGCACAAAGGAGAUUUCGGCAUCCAGCGGACAUUUGGGCUAUUUGGUAGCUUGUUGAUGCCACCAUUGACCGGUUAUCUAAUUGACGUUGCCAGCAAAAAUAGAGGAUACCAAGAUUACAGCCCUGCGUAUUAUUUAUUCUGCGCCAUGUAUUUUUUAAGCGCAAUUCUGACAUGCUUCAUGGAUUUGGAAGUGAAACCGCCGGCACAACGCAUUUGGAAAACAGUCGGCAAAAUGAUGCGCAUCCCAAAAAUUUCAGCCUUUAUUAUAGUGAUGUUUCUUGUUGGAUGCUGCUUUGGUGCCCUUGAGAAUUACCUGUUCUGGUUUAUGCAAAAGUUCCUGCGAUCGCCAAAAUGGUUACUGGGAAUGACGAAUACCGUCGCUUCACUUUCGGCCAUUCCAGUGGUGGCAGCUUCAACGUACAUCAUUGGAUUCUUCGGCCAUUCCAAAAUUUUCAUCAUGUCAAUUAUUGUUUAUGGAAUACGGUUUUUGGCGUAUUCGUUUAUUUAUGACGCUUAUUUGAUACUUCCUGUGGAAAUUUUGGAAGCGUUCACGUUUUCUUUGACAUGGGUAACAGCGACAGUAUAUUGCGGAAAAAUUGUUCAGGCAUCUUAUCUGGCUACUUUGCAAGGACUUAUAGGGAGCCUGCACUACUCUGUCGGAAGAGGAUUGGGAGCACUAAUUGCCGGCACUUUAUUUGAUCACUUUGAAGCCAGACUAGUGUACCAAAGUAUGGCGUAUACGUGUUUUGUCUUGGGAACUCUUUAUGCUCUUAUUCACUAUUUGUGGCUUCGGCGAACUGCCAACCCGAAAAAAGAGGAUGUGCAUUACUAUCCACCUGAAGCGGAAAAACGUAUGAGCGUUGCCUCACCGUACAAAGAAGCCAAACCGUUCAAACCCAGUUUUAGAAAGAUUAUAUUGGAAUGUUCUGGAAUUGCAAGAGUUUGCUUGCAAAAGCUAGACAAAGAUCAGUUGACUGCAUUGAAAAUGGAAUUUGGAGGGGCUGAAGAAACUAAAAAGGAGAAGAUAAAUUGGCGUGAAUACAUUAGCCCAAACCGGAAAUUGAUUCCUUUGAAAAUUUUCAUGGUUUUCUUUUGUGGAGGAUUUGCUGCCUUAUAUCCGUACUUAACAAUCCAUAUGAAGAGCAUCGGAAUCUCUGUAACUCAAAUUGGAUUAUUAUACGCCUUCUACCCUCUCACGGUAUGUAUUGGAGGCCCGUUGGCCGGUGUUAUUGGUGACAAGAGCGGGCAUUAUAAGGUCGUCCUCUUCGUAUUCCUCGUGUUGUCCGUGAUUUUCCACGGGAUGCUAUACUACGCCGUCCCCUCGUACGAAGUGCAACAAACCCAAUUCCACCAUCCCAUUAAACACGUUCAAGUGGAGAUGCGCUGCGAUGAUUCCGUGCCGGCUGCAUCCAUCUUGUCCUACAAUAAUGCCACACUGGAUUUCACCCAGUGCAACAUGAGCAAUCUGACUCGCACGGGAAUGACCUUAUGGAGUUGUACGGCGGAUUGCUUAGGGGGAAAUGUCCAUCAGAUCGGACCGUCGAUCCUCUUACCCAGUGCGCGGGAAAACAAUCUUCAUGAAUUAUUACGAUAUAAUCAAAUUUUACGUCAACCGGUGCGGGAGGUGGUCUUGGCCAAUACGACAUCCGGUGGCGGUCCGCACACUGCUCGCUGGUGGAUCACGGAUGGUCCGACUUGUACGCUGGCGGCAGCGGAUAAAAACCACUGCACGGUGACAUGCGAAGCGGAAGUGGACGCCGGUUUUCCUUGCAAAGAAGAAGUAGUGCAUGGAAAUCAGUACACCACGUUCGGAGUGUAUUUAGUCGUUCGAUUAUUAUGCGGACUUUCGGUUAAUCUGGUUUUCACCUUGGUCGAUGCGAGUUUGCUGCAAAUGGUGGAAGAUUUCAAAGGCGACGUAGGAGUAAACAGAGCCUUUGCUUUCGUCGGAUAUUGUGCAGUUCCACCGUUAUCCGGUUUAUUAGUGGACUAUUUCAGCAAAUUGUCUGGCAGGGUAGAUUACCGUCCGGCGUUUUAUAUGUUUUUUGCCGGCAUUGCGAUGGCAAUGAUUGCGUUGAUCUUCACGGACGUACGUGUACGACCGGGGUCAAAGAAUAUCUGGAAGAAUGCUGUUCAGUUACUCCGCUUUCCACGGGUUAUCGCUUUCAUCUUAGCGUUUUUUGUCAUCGGAACUGCAUGGGGAUUUUUAGAAAGUUUUUUGUUCUGGUUCCUUGAUGAAGAUCUGAAAGCCGAAAAGUGGCUUCUUGGUUUCACCAAUACGGUCGGUGGAAUUGCCGGCAUUCCGUUUGCCGUGUUUGCCACGCAGAUUGUUAAAAAGACCGGUUUUACGAAAAUAUUUAUAUGUGGAAUUUUCGUGUUUGCACUGCGUUUCUUGGGAUAUUCGUACGUUUACAGUCCUUACUGGGUCCUGCCCUUAGAAGCACUGGAAGCGCUUACCUGUACACUUCCGUUGGUAACUGCUAGUAUUUAUGCCGCCAGUUUUUCCGUCGAAUUAUUGGCAACACUUCAGGGAACUCUUUCUGCCGUCCACUAUGGCCUUGGUAGAGGAAUGGGAUCCUUGAUGGGAGGCUUUAUGAUAAAAGAUAUGGGAACGCGGUUAUCAUUUCAAGUAUUUGCCGGUAUAUGCUUCGGAUGCUCGUUGAUAUACGCGGUGUUUCAUUUUGCCUAUCUCAGACAUUUACCAAAAACAAAAAAGAAAACUGCCGUGGAGGAAGCUUCGACGUUGUUUAAUAAAACCGUCAACGACCAUAGCCAAACGCUGAAACCGGUAGAAACGGAAGAGGAUUUAAACCGGGACACCCUGCCCGACCAUAUGGAAGAUAUUGUCAAACGCCGCCGAUCCAGCAUUCUGCCGGUGUUCGAAGUGGGAAGCACAGAACUGGCGCCUUGGACUGGAAGUAAUUCAACCGACUCCUCGUUGCCAUCCGCCAAUGGAAUUCAUCAGAGGGCACGCCAGCGUUCGCGUAAUCCAGAUUCUCCAUGACCUCCGAGCCGUCGCACAUGCCGGAUCAUGCUCAAACGAAUACUUCUACUGUAGUUAAUCUAUUUAACGGAUUCGGAUGAAUACUUUUUACUUGGUAUUUUUCCAGUCCUGAAAUAUUCUGUCUCUAUUUAACCGAUUUUAGAGGAACAAGACACAAUAUCUACUAAUACAAUCGAUUUAAUUUAUUGUAAAGCCGCCGUAUAAGCCAAUAAAUGUUGAAGAAAAAAACCAUGCUUUUGACAGUGA